Bombyx mori (domestic silkworm) is the source of this 1062-nucleotide messenger RNA. RefSeq names its product cAMP-dependent protein kinase C1 (gene Pka-C1). The record is from RefSeq and is marked provisional. The transcript has a single exon. Gene Ontology annotation, biological process: protein phosphorylation. NCBI's taxonomy places the organism in Eukaryota, Metazoa, Arthropoda, Insecta, Lepidoptera, Bombycidae. The coding region runs from base 1 to 1062 and encodes 353 amino acids. Gene Ontology annotation, molecular function: ATP binding; protein serine/threonine kinase activity. Gene Ontology annotation, cellular component: nucleus.
AUGGGCAACAAUGCUGCCACCGCUAAUAAAAAGGUGGACGCCGCCGAAAGCGUCAAAGAAUUCCUCGACCAGGCCAAAGAGGACUUCGAGGAGAAAUGGAAGAAGAAUCCUACCAACACCGCCGGACUGAACGAUUUCGAACGGAUAAAAACCCUAGGUACUGGCUCGUUUGGACGAGUCAUGAUAGUUCAACAUAAACCUACUAAAGAAUAUUACGCUAUGAAAAUAUUAGAUAAACAGAAAGUGGUUAAAUUGAAACAGGUGGAGCACACUCUAAACGAGAAACGUAUCUUACAAGCCAUCAACUUUCCGUUUUUGGUGAGCCUUAAAUUCCAUUUCAAGGACAACUCUAACUUGUACAUGGUGUUGGAGUAUGUGCCUGGAGGGGAAAUGUUCUCGCAUUUGCGCAAGGUGGGUCGGUUCUCGGAGCCGCAUUCGCGAUUCUACGCAGCUCAAAUAGUCUUAGCAUUUGAGUACCUUCACUAUUUGGACCUUAUUUAUCGGGAUCUGAAACCUGAAAACUUGCUAAUUGAUUCUCAGGGUUACUUAAAAGUUACAGAUUUCGGAUUCGCUAAACGUGUGAAAGGCCGCACGUGGACUUUGUGCGGCACUCCUGAGUAUCUUGCACCUGAAAUCAUUCUAUCCAAGGGAUACAACAAAGCUGUGGAUUGGUGGGCGUUAGGAGUGCUCGUGUAUGAGAUGGCGGCUGGCUACCCGCCCUUUUUCGCUGAUCAACCCAUUCAGAUCUAUGAAAAAAUUGUGUCUGGCAAAGUACGAUUUCCAUCACAUUUUGGUUCAGAUCUGAAGGAUCUGCUUCGUAACCUACUUCAAGUAGAUUUGACCAAACGCUAUGGUAACUUGAAGGCUGGUGUCAAUGAUAUAAAAGGUCAUAAAUGGUUUGCCACCACCGACUGGAUUGCCGUCUUCCAGAAGAAGAUAGAGGCUCCAUUCAUACCUCGCUGCAAAGGACCCGGUGACACAAGCAAUUUUGAUGAUUAUGAAGAAGAAGCUCUUCGUAUUUCUUCCACUGAAAAGUGUGCAAAGGAAUUUGCAGAGUUCUGA